AUGUUCUAUGUGGGGGACUUUGAGAUAUUGGCCUGUCACACAAGUGUUCAAAAACCAUUCACUUCUUCCUUCAUACAGUACAAAUUGCAUGAGGCAAAUGUGGAGGCCCAGACCUUGGUCUGGGAGGCUAUUAGGCUGGAUGGUUUGGAGAAACUAUUCAGCCUAAAUGCUUAUGAAAAAUGGUUACCUGAGAAUCAUGCCAUUCUCCAUCAAUGCCCUCACUGUAACAGGAAAUUUCAGAAAACUGGUUUCAAGCAGCAUGAGUGCAGGCAAACCCAAUGUAAUGGUUUCUGGCUUCAAUUAUUAACUCAGCUGCCCACCACUGAGCUGCAAGAGCAUUGGUGCUCAAAUCGCAGCCUCAAGUGCCCAAAGCUCACUGUACAGAUACAGGAUAUUUUUUCAUUGAUGAACCCAUCUUACAAAGAGUUCUGUGUUUGCAGUGAGAAGUCCCCAUCCCUGGUUGACAAAACACCUUGGUCCCCAUUUUGCAUGUUGGGCAACUUCAAGUUUGCAGAAAUCACACUUGCUUCACUACUCAACCAGCAACAAGUCAAUGCCCUUCUGGAUCUCUUUGCUUGUGUCACACAGGGAGCCAUCCAAGUCAUGCUCAAGAAUGAUGCCAAACUUUGCAAAGCAUGUGAUGCAGCUGUGAUGGAACUCACCCCAUUCUCCAGGGUCAAAGUUAAGGUACCAUACAAAAAGGAAGAAUGUACAUUCAAAGCACAUAUUUGCCCACUGUGGGAGUGGGCACUUGAUAUCUUAGAAAAUCCAUUCCUUGGUCUGCACUUCACCUGGGACACACAGCGAAUUUACAGGCACAACAGCAUUGAGUAUGAACAUUUUUAUGAUGAGCCCUGGACUGGAGGUUAUUGGUGGGAUAUUCAAUUGAGUCUACCAGAUAUCAAGAGCACCAUGCCAUUUGGCCUGAUCCUUUAUGCUGACAAAUCCAACCUAUUGUCUUUCAGCACUGCCAAGAGUUACCCCAUCAUUGUGCACUCAUCAGUAAAUCACUUUUGCUGGCCAGAGCUGUCCAGAGCUGUCCAGCACUGGACAGAUUCCCUAGGACUACCAGCUCACAAAGUCCCUGAAGAUGCCAAAGAAGAGGGAAAGCUAGGCUACACAACCCUCAAGCGUGUCAUUUGGCAUGAAUCUUUUAAAAAGUUACUUCUGGAGAUUGAGCAGUACUCAAAGACUGGAUGCAUGAUGGCACUCACUCAUGGUUGUGGUGGCAAAUGCCCUUGCCCUGUUUAUGACCAAUCAAACUUUGAUCGACUGCAUUAUGGGCAUGGUUUUUGGGGCAAGCAUGUCUUUGGGGACCUAAAGAUCAAAGCUGAUGUCAAGAAGUAUGUUGCAAGUUUUCCUCACUGGCAAAACCUUGCACACUUCAACCAAGUUAUUCAUGUCACUUUUUCAGAUGGUAACAAGCUGGCUGAUAUCUCCAAGCAAACCUUCUAUGUGGGGAUCAAUGUUUUGAAGAAGAGUAUAACCCCUGAAGGCCUUGUUGGCUUAGAUGUCCAGACUGAAUGUAUGGUUAACAUGAUCAAUGACAAAAUAUUGACAUUUGAUCAGACACUGAAGGACUACACCAAAUCCAUCAUGAAGUCCAACAUUGAUGGUCUGCGAACUGACUGGAAUUUCCUGAAGGUCCACCUCUGGGAGCAUGGUGCUGCAUGCAACUAUAGCACUUGGCCCAACAAAAGUAUGCAUAAGCCAAUCCAAGAUGCAUAUGAACACUGUUCAAACAGUAGAGAUGUUCCUGCUCAGGUCUUGUGGGUAGAUCAUCAAGUUCUUGCUACAAAGCUUCUCAGAUUGCAUGUUGAUCACCUCAAGAAAUCUGUCUCUGGGGAAUCAGAUCAAGAAGUUGAUGCAGUCAGUGAGCAUACCUCAGUUGAUCAUAUUAAGCUUGGUGCACAUGGUGUCAUGACCCAAACCCUGAAAGACUUGGAGGAAAAUGGUCAGCCAGAUAUGGCAUUCCAUCAGUUCUGUCAAAGGUUCUGCAAGUUCCUUAAUGACACCCUUCCAGCAUAUGGAUAUCAAGUCAAGUCAUGGAUCUCCCUCCCCACUGACUUCAUGGUUAAAGAAUACCAUUAUCUGCUGGUCAACUACAAGUCAACUGUCACUUGGAACCAGUGCACAGAUCAUCUCCACUGA
Messenger RNA from Pisolithus orientalis, 2151 nucleotides. RefSeq lists its product as uncharacterized. NCBI's taxonomy places the organism in Eukaryota, Fungi, Basidiomycota, Agaricomycetes, Boletales, Pisolithaceae. The transcript is spliced from 20 exons. The record is from RefSeq and is a predicted model, not a curated record. The coding region runs from base 1 to 2151 and encodes 716 amino acids.